Enterobius vermicularis (human pinworm) is the source of this 363-nucleotide messenger RNA. The record is from the annotation of a GenBank genome assembly. Lineage: Eukaryota; Metazoa; Nematoda; Chromadorea; Rhabditida; Oxyuridae.
AUGGAUAUUUCUUUCGUUGGAUUUAAAUAUGUUUAUGGCUUACCGGAACAUGGCGAUAGUUUUGUUUUAAGAAGUACAUUAGCUAUGGAUCCGUAUAGACUUUUUAAUUUGGAUGUAUUCGAGUACGAGCUUAAUUCGCAAAUGUCGCUUUACGGAGCAAUACCUUUUGUAAUGGGACAUAGCAAGGACCGUUCUGUUGCUGUGCUCUGGCUAAAUGCUGCUGAAACUUGGGUUGAUAUUAAUUCGCCUUUAGAUUCGAAAGGUAUUUUUGAAUCUUUGGCGGACAAACUAAAAAUUAUCACUGAUACUCCGGAAGUCACUACCCACUUCAUGUCUGAAACAGGAUUAAUUGAUGUGUUUAUA